This is a messenger RNA of Tetrahymena thermophila SB210, 594 nucleotides long. RefSeq lists its product as hypothetical. The transcript has a single exon. Lineage: Eukaryota; Ciliophora; Oligohymenophorea; Hymenostomatida; Tetrahymenidae. The record is from RefSeq and is a predicted model, not a curated record.
AAUUUUUAGAAUUUACAACUCAAAUUACAUAUAAUAAUCAUAAAUACAUAAAUAAAAAUAAUCCUUCAAACUCUCACUUAUUAAAUAUAAAUGUAAAUGGAUUAGUUACUUACCUAUUUUGCUGGAAACAUUUAAAUUGUCUGCAAUUAACAUGAAUAAUCAACCGAAAUAAGUAGCUGCUAAGACUCUCAAGACAUUAUGGAUGAGGCUCAAAUUGUCAGCUUAAAUAAAAAAAAUGUAAUCAGAAAUCUUAUCAGAGCUUUCUUAUAAUAUUUGUUUGGAAAGAACUAAAAAGUGAGUAUUUUAUAACAGUACUUUCCUAACAGCAGCGACUAUGACACAAAGUGCUAAAUAAAAAGAUACUUUGCUAAGAAGAAAUACAAUCACCUAGUCUUGAAAUAGCUCUAUAAACAUUAGAUUUAUGGACAAAUGUUUAAAUAAUUCCUAUUGACUGAAGCUCAUAACUAUCUUCAACGUUCAUAAAUUAAAGAAAAAGAAAACCACGUGAUAUUUAUAAAUUAUAUGAUUAAAUGCUAUGAAGAUGAAAGACUUCUUGAAAAGCUAGAAACUUAUUCUAAAGCCAAGAAAAUAUGA